Messenger RNA from Rhodotorula toruloides NP11, 1092 nucleotides. RefSeq names its product formate dehydrogenase. NCBI's taxonomy places the organism in Eukaryota, Fungi, Basidiomycota, Microbotryomycetes, Sporidiobolales, Sporidiobolaceae. Gene Ontology annotation, molecular function: NAD binding; oxidoreductase activity, acting on the CH-OH group of donors, NAD or NADP as acceptor; formate dehydrogenase (NAD+) activity. Gene Ontology annotation, cellular component: cytosol. Bases 1 to 1092 code for a protein of 363 amino acids. The transcript has 7 exons. The record is from RefSeq and is a predicted model, not a curated record.
AUGACCAAGGUCCUCGUCGUCCUCUACUCGGGCGGAAAGCACGCAGAGGAGCAGCCCAAGUUGCUCGGAACCGUCGAGAACGCUCUUGGCCUCCGCCCGUACUGCGAGAAGCACGGACUCGACCUCGUCGUCACCGACGACAAGGAGGGCGACAACUCGACCUUUGCGAAGGAGAUUGUCGACGCCGAUGUCCUCAUUACCACCCCCUUCCACCCGGGCUACCUCACCGCCGAGAUGGUCAAGAAGGCGAAGAACCUCAAGCUCGCCAUCACCGCCGGCGUCGGCAGUGAUCACAUCGACUUGAACGCUGCCAACGAGCACAAGAUCACCGUCGCCGAGGUCACGGGCAGCAACGUUGUCUCCGUCGCCGAGCACGUCGUCAUGACCAUCCUCGUCUUGGUCCGCAACUUUGUCCCUGCGCACGAGCAGAUCGUCUCCGGCGGAUGGGAAGUUGCGGCUAUCGCCAAGGCCGCGUACGAUCUCGAGGGCAAGGUCGUUGGUACGCUCGGUGCCGGUCGCAUCGGCUUCCGCGUGUUGCAGCGCCUCAAGCCGUUCGACUGCAAGGAGCUCCUCUAUUACGACUACACCGAGCUUCCCGCCGAGGCCGCGAAGGAGGUCGGCGCUCGUCGCGUCGAGGACCUCAAGGAGUUCCUCGGUCAGCUUGACGUGCUCACAAUCAAUGCGCCCUUGCACGAGGGAACGCGCGGCCUGAUCAACAAGGAGACGCUGGGAUACAUGAAGAAGGGCGCCUGGAUCGUCAACACGGCUCGCGGCGCCAUCUGCGUUGCGGAAGACGUCGCGGACGCCGUCAGCUCUGGACACAUCGCUGGUUACGGCGGAGACGUCUGGCCGAAGCAGCCGGCGCUCAAGGAUCACCCGUGGCGCAAGAUGCAAAACCCGUUCUCGAAGGGAGGGAACGCAUUGGUGGCGCACUACUCUGGCACAACUCUCGAUGCUCAGCAGCGUUAUGCCGACGGAGCGAUUGACAUCCUCGACCGCUGGCGCAACGGCAAGGCGCAAGAGCCUGCAAACCUUAUCGUUGAGAACGGCGAGUUCAGCACAAAGGCUUACGGACAGAGGUCGAAGAAGUAG